Messenger RNA from Mercurialis annua (annual mercury), 1733 nucleotides. RefSeq names its product arabinosyltransferase RRA3-like. Lineage: Eukaryota; Viridiplantae; Streptophyta; Magnoliopsida; Malpighiales; Euphorbiaceae. Bases 165 to 1460 code for a protein of 431 amino acids. The transcript is spliced from 2 exons. Gene Ontology annotation, biological process: root hair cell development. Gene Ontology annotation, molecular function: glycosyltransferase activity. The record is from RefSeq and is a predicted model, not a curated record.
UUUUUUAUACAAAAAAUCCAUGUAGUAGUUUGGCAAAAAAUCCAUGUAGUAGUUGAGAGCGUACGGAAGCAUCAAAUUUGAAUAAGAUCCAAAAUUACAUUUCCUUGCUCUCUCUCUCUGUCUAUGCAAUACAGUGAGCGAGUCUGAGAUAGAGAGAGUAGGCAAUGGCGAGUAUGGGUCGUAAAGAAAAGGGCCAACCGCUUCGCGGAUCUCGAAUUGCUGUAGCCAUUUUGAUCGGAGUUCUUCUGGGUUGCGUCUUUGCCGUUUUUUAUCCUCAUGGAUUCUUUUCCUCCUCCGAUUCCGCUGCCGUCCAUCGUACAAUUUCUACAUCCAAUUUUCAGAUUGGCGCGUCUUCGUGUGAAUCAGCUGAACGAAUUAAAAUGCUUAAAUCCGAUAUUAUAUCACUCUCCGAAAAGAAUGCGGAGUUAAAGAAGCAAGCAAGGGAACUCAAUGAAAAGCUACAGCAAGCUGAACAAGGAAAAGAUAAUGCUCAGAAGCAGGUUUUGGUGCUGGGUAAACAGCUCAAAGCUGGACCUUUUGGUACUGUUAAUAGUAUGAGGACUAACCCAACUGUUCUUCCCGAUUCGUCUGUCAAUUCGAGAUUGGCAAAACUCUUGGAGGAGAUUGCUGUUGAGAAUGAGCUUAUAGUUGCGCUUGCGAAUUCAAAUGUGAAAAGCAUGUUGGAGGUAUGGUUCACUAGCAUCAAGAGAGUUGGUAUUCCUAAUUAUCUUGUUAUAGCAUUGGAUGAUCACAUCGUUGACUUUUGUAAGUCGAACGAUGUUCCUGUUUACAAACGAGAUCCAGAUGAAGGUAUUGAUUCAGUUGCGAGAACUGGGGGCAAUCAUGCUGUCUCUGGAUUAAAGUUUAAUAUUUUGAGAGAAUUCUUGCAGUUGGGAUACAGCGUGCUGCUUUCGGAUAUUGAUAUAGUAUAUUUGCAGAACCCAUUUGAUCAUCUUUACAGAGAUUCAGAUGUUGAAUCUAUGACUGAUGGGCACGAUAAUAUGACAGCUUAUGGAUAUAAUGAUGUCUUCGAUGAACCUGCUAUGGGUUGGGCUCGAUAUGCUCAUACAAUGAGGAUAUGGGUCUACAACUCUGGUUUCUUUUAUAUAAGACCUACAAUUCCUUCAAUUGAGCUUUUGGAUCGUGUUGCUGAUCGCUUGUCUCGACAACCAAACUCAUGGGAUCAAGCCGUUUUUAAUGAGGAGUUGUUUUACCCUUCGCAUCCCGGGUAUGAUGGUCUCCAUGCUUCCAAAAGAACUAUGGAUUUCUAUAUGUUUAUGAACAGUAAGAUCCUCUUCAAGACUGUGAGGAAAGAUGUUAACUUAAAGAAGCUAAAGCCAGUAAUCGUUCAUAUAAACUACCAUCCUGAUAAACUUCCAAGAAUGCAAGCAGUUGUAGAAUUCUAUGUUAACGGUAAGCAAGAUGCGUUGGAGACUUUCCCUGAUGGAUCUGAUUGGUAGGGGUAUUAACUUCAGAAGAUCACAGCAACAAUUAGGUUCAUCUCGCAGAUACGCUCAUCAUUUCACUUGCUAUAGAUUAUUUCCGUUUCCUUGUAGUGCCAUUUGUUGUUAUACUUUAUAUGAUACAGGUAGGCUAAUGUGAAUUUACAUUUAAAAGGCAAUGUUAUAUAUGUUUCCUAGGAGAUGCUUUGAGGUCUGAUUUUUGUACUGCUUCUGCAACUUCAUUGGCAUGUUUUUGUGGUAUAUUCUGCGGACAGGAAUCUUGUUUUCGCA